Molecule: messenger RNA, 171 nt
Organism: Symbiodinium necroappetens
Lineage: Eukaryota; Dinophyceae; Suessiales; Symbiodiniaceae
Source: the annotation of a GenBank genome assembly
AUGGACUUGCGGAAGCAUGAGCAAGGCACCGAAAUCAAGGCCAUCACGAUGCACAUGAUGAAGAUUCUGGCGCCCGACUUUAUUCUCACAGAGGAAGGUCGUGGCUCGCGUGAUGCGGAUGGCCAGAUGUCGGACUUUCCAUUCGAGGCGUAUGUGCUGCUGGAUAUCUGA